UAAAAUUAAAUACACAUACUACCAAUUCUAAAUAAAUAAAUGUCCAAUGAUAGGUACAUUUGUUUUUUGACUGAUUAACCCAAAAAUGACAGUGUCAUUAAUCAGACAGCGUGAAUUCAAAAAUAAGUUCAAUUAAUUAAUGUAUCGCAAGGGAAAUCGUGUUCAUGAUUUUAUCCAUUGCAUCGCCUUAGUCUAAAGAUUUCAUCCAACCAAACGUUUCUGAAUAAUUUUACUUUAUUAUAGUUUACUUUUCAUAUGUUUUAUUGUACUAUUUGAUGAGUGAAACAUAGUUUACAUUUUGACGAUACAAAGAAUGAAAUCUCACCCUUUGGACAUGUCGUAUAAUGAGGCUUAGACAUGGCAACACUCUGAUAACAAUGGUAGUUUUAUUACAGAUACAGUGGGUUUUUGGUAUCAAAUGUUACCAGUGCAGAGACGACACGGAAAAAGAUUGCGUAGGAAAUCCUAUGAAGUACUUAAAGGAAUGUGCCGAAAAGACGGGUACAUCGAGGGAACGGUAUUGUAGAAAAGUAUCCUACAAAAUUUAUUUCUUACCGAAAGAGAAGGAUGUAAUCGUAAGGGAAUGCGCCUAUAAUAACGACGAGGGCGACAAGUGUUAUUACAGUUCGGAAUGGAAUAAAGGGUCAAGCUUUAUUUGCGAAUGUCCCACUGAUGGUUGUAAUGAAUCUUCACACGAUCCAAUUGUUUCGUUUACACUUAUGGGUUAUUGUUUGGGAUUUGUCUUUUGGAAUUUUCCGAGUUAAAGACUUGUAAUUUUUCUCCAAAUGUACAUAAAUAGUAAUUGUAAUAAUAAAAUAGCUUUCUACAAAUCCUUUUGUUACUGAUUGAA
This is a messenger RNA of Agrilus planipennis (emerald ash borer), 850 nucleotides long. RefSeq lists its product as uncharacterized. Bases 345 to 764 code for a protein of 139 amino acids. The record is from RefSeq and is a predicted model, not a curated record. Gene Ontology annotation, biological process: regulation of synaptic transmission, cholinergic; sleep; positive regulation of voltage-gated potassium channel activity. The transcript is spliced from 4 exons. Lineage: Eukaryota; Metazoa; Arthropoda; Insecta; Coleoptera; Buprestidae.